Messenger RNA from Neocloeon triangulifer, 970 nucleotides. RefSeq lists its product as uncharacterized. The transcript is spliced from 5 exons. Lineage: Eukaryota; Metazoa; Arthropoda; Insecta; Ephemeroptera; Baetidae. The record is from RefSeq and is a predicted model, not a curated record. Bases 34 to 678 code for a protein of 214 amino acids.
AUUUUUGCUUAUUGCAAAAGCUCAAUUCACACCAUGAACAACAAAUUAUUCUCCCCAGCGAUGGUUCCCUUGAAUAACCUGGACGUGGAAAUUGCUGAAAAUUGGAGACAAUACAUGCGCAACAGCAAGGUGCUGUGGACCAGCACGUUCGUCACAAUCUUUGUAAUUGUGGUUCUGAUUGCUGGUCUUUACUUCUUGCAAUUCAAACAGGAAAAUGAAAUGGCGCAUUUCAUCGAGCUGCAGACAAAAACUAACGAAAUCAAUCAGAAAUUUGAUGACGUGGUGAAAAUUAUAAAUCGCAAUCGUGAAGCGAGGUGCAAUGUAGCGCGAUUCGCAGACUUAAAGAAGGCAGCCAAUGACAAAAAAUACUUCUUUGCAUAUCACCCCCUUCAGCAUGAGAGUAACUGGACGACAGCGCACAGUGUGUGUUCAAAAAUGAACUUGCAUCUGGCCCAAAUCAAGGAUAUCUUUGAACUCCUUGCUGUGUAUACUGAGGCGAGCAGAGUUGACGAUUCUGAACGCAAAGGUUGGUGGUUGUCAGCAAAAUAUGCCGAUAGUGAGGAAGGCCCAGGCAAUUUCUGGCAUGAUGGCACCAAGCUCGAAGAAAAUAGCCCAAUGUGGAGAGAAAAUGCAAACAAAACUUCUGGCUGCGUCUAUUUCUGGACUAACGAGACAUAAAAAACUGAACAGUAGGCCUUGCGACCGCAUAAUGGGUUUUUUUUGUGAGCUUCCUGUUGAGUGCUAUGACUGACCAUUACCAAAAAAAAAAAUUGAUGUAAAGAUGACAAUUUUUGUUAAUUUUUAAUAAUUAAAUCUUGUAUUCGCUUAAUUCAUAAAUUAUGAAAAACCAAACGAUGAAUCAUAAUUCUUUUUGUUAAAUUAUUAUGUCACAUUAAAUUUCAAAUGAAAGUUAAGAACUACAAAACAAGUUGAUGAUCACACAAAAUACAAAAUUUCAUAAUGAAAUAUU